Guillardia theta CCMP2712 is the source of this 987-nucleotide messenger RNA. RefSeq lists its product as hypothetical. The transcript is spliced from 5 exons. Gene Ontology annotation, molecular function: protein binding. NCBI's taxonomy places the organism in Eukaryota, Cryptophyceae, Pyrenomonadales, Geminigeraceae. Bases 1 to 987 code for a protein of 328 amino acids. The record is from RefSeq and is a predicted model, not a curated record.
AUGUCCAUCGGAUUGCGGACGCCGUUCGAUGCCUACUUGGAGAAGAAAGAGAUGGCGGAGGAAGAGCGGAAGGCCGAGAGGAGGAGGCAGCACGCCAUGCAGCACGAGAUACGGAAGGAGAUUGAUCAUAACCUAUCCCACCAGCUGAAGCUUUCCUCCAUGGUAGUCCAGUCGCGCUUGACCAUGGCAGCGGAUCAUAGCGCUCUACCCGCAUCAGCGCUGGUCAAGAAGAUCGACAACAAAUUGCAACAAUAUCGGCAGUUGAAAAUGAAUCAACCGAGCAGCUUGCCCGACGCUCUCUUCAGAAAGUCUCCGGCAGCCGCUGCCUCCAACGAGGCCCCCGACCUUGUUCUAUGGAAUCAGGUUGGUAGGUCGUCGCAGCAGAAGUACGUGCCCGAGAAUGCGGAGCAGCUCCGAGCCGAGACGAUCGCCAAACAGCAGAUGAUUCAGAAUCGCAAGGUGCAGUCAGACAAGCUCAUAAAGCUUGUCAAGUCCAACGAGCGCAUCCACGACUGCAUUCAAGCCGGCGGCGAUCCGUUGACAGCGAUCAAACUCCUGCGCAUGAUAGAGACAUCGGUCCAUGAAGUUGACAAGGACGGGAAGACCUGUCUGGGCAGGUGCCUUGAAAAGGAGCCGAUCACUUCGUCCAAGAUCCAAGUGCUGAUUGAAGCCAAUGCAGACGUCAACACUGUUGACAGCAAAGGCAGAUCAUGUGUUAUGAAGGCGGUGGAAAUGAUCGAUUACUUCUGCAGCCGGGGAGCCAACGUCAAUCUUCCUGAUCAGGCGGGAAACACACCACUGAUAGAAGCAGCCUGCAGGGGGAACAAGGAAGUUGUCAGGAAGCUGCUAACAUCCAAGGCGGAUCCCAGGAAGAAGGACAGGUUGAGGAGGACUCCGUUGGAGAUCGCUACCCUCUGGGGGAGGAAGGGUGUGGUGCUGAUGAUUGAGAGCUGGCUGCAGGAUCACCACGACAAGAAGCACUCCUAG